ARGCUCCCCUUGCGCGUCGUUUCUAUGAUAUUCCCCGAUCUGCACACUCUUGGAAUGUUUGGCUACUCUCUCAUCUGGGUUGCUACUGUGUAGCUAUGUUCUAUCAUUCUGUGGAAUGGGUAGCGCAAGCAGUUUGCCUGGACGACUGGAAAAAUCCAUGGAGCCGUCUACUACAGUACUGUGCAAUUCCAGCUAGCUGGACUCUGGACAGCCAAGUCUGAUCCGUCAAGGCAGUCAGGCAGAUACAGAAUAGCAUCGGUUUCAAAUAUUGCAUUAAUCAUGGCUGAUUUUGAGGAAUUCGAAAAACAGCUGAGCGAGAACCGACAGGAGAGAGAGAAGGAGAGACGCAAGAAGAYGAGCGGCAGUGGGURUCAGAGCCYCAGUGAGAAACAUCGCAGCUGGAGCAAAGACCGUGGCAACCGGAGCCGAGAGAAGCGAAGCCGCAGUAGAGACAGGAAGAGCCGGGAGCAGAGGAGCACCUCGCGGGAUCACAAGAAGCACAGCUAUUCUCCACGAAGAACAAGGAGGAAAAGGACCUGCAGAUACUGGGAUGUGCCUCCCCCUGGCUUUGAACACAUCACACCAUUGCAGUACAAAGCUAUGCAAGCGGCUGGGCAGAUKCCCAKAAUAGCCCUGRUGGCAUCAUCUGKCACGAGUGGGUUGGCAGUAACACCCACCCAAGUGCCCWUAGUUGGCAGUCAGAUGACUAGGCAGGCUCGACGUCUCUAUGUUGGCAAUAUUCCCUUUGGUGUGACAGAGGAGUCCAUGGCAGAAUUCUUCAAUGCCCAAAUGAGGCUUGCAGGCCUAUCGCAAGCCCCUAGCAUCCCUGUGCUUGCUGUGCAGAUAAAUCAGGAUAAAAACUUUGCAUUCCUAGAGUUCCGGUCUGUCGAUGAGACCACACAGGCCAUGGCUUUCGAUGGAAUAAUUUUCCAAGGUCAAUCGUUGAAGAUAAGACGACCACAUGACUACCGGCCCCUACCUGGCAUUUCAGAGCAACCUGCUUUUCAUGUCCCAGGUGUCGUGUCCACAGUGGUACCAGACUCCCCACAUAAACUGUUUAUUGGAGGCCUACCCAACUAUCUCAAUGAUGAUCAGGUGAAGGAGCUCUUGACAUCAUUCGGACCACUCAAAGCUUUCAACCUUGUCAAGGACAGUGCCACGUCACUAUCCAAAGGUUAUGCCUUUUGUGAAUAUGUUGACAUCAGUGCGACUGAUCAGGCGGUGGCUGGGCUCAAUGGCAUGCAACUGGGUGACAAAAAGCUCAUCGUCCAGAGAGCAAGUGUGGGGGCCAAAAACYCCAAUCCGUCUGCCAUCAUCGAGACCCCGGUGACGCUGCAGGUGCCUGGGCUGCAGGGACUUCAGAACUCUGGGCUGCCCACGAUCUUUGUGGAGUACGUUUCUGCUGUAGACUGUCAGAAAGCCAUGCAGGCCCUCACUGGCCGCAAGUUUGCCAACAGAGUGGUGGUCACCAAAUACUAUGAUCCAGACAUGUAUCACAGACAGGAGUUCUCAGGGUAGAGGGGAAACAGGAGGCAAUACAUGGAAUUAACUGGGACCUCCUCUUUCCUGCUUCCUCAAACCUGGUUUCAGCUCUUCAGUAUUGUGUGUUCUCUCUCCAGUAUUCACAGCUAGUACGUUGUAACCCUAUCCUCAUUUACUACAGUAGUACAGAUUUUUGGGAAAAAACACUAGAUUUUUACAUGCGUCUUUUAGAUACUCUAACUGAUAUAUUACACCAACAAAACAUAUCUGUGUGCAGUGAAUGAAUUUAGUCUGAAAUGUAUACAAAUAAAUAAAACCAUGCUAUUUGUGUAGGAUUCCCUUUGCAGAAGUAGUAUGAAUGUCAUGUGUACUUAGAUCUAAAACCAGACUACUGUAACAUAGCCAGUGUUGCUGUCUUUCUUAACUCUGGAGUCAAUGAGAUGAUACAAAAGUGAAAUGUUUAGAUUUCUAUUCUGAGCACAAGCUGUUUUCUUAUUUUGUCUCUUAACUUAAAGAAUUGUUAAGUCGAGAUGUACCUAUAUUUGAUAGCUAUCAUACUUUCACUGUGUGAUACUGAGAAGUAACUAACAGUGAAGUGUUAUUGUAUACCCCCCAGAGUCAGAUGAACUUGUGAAUGCCAUGUUUAUGUCUCUGCAUCCAGUAUGAAGGAAGUUAGGGGUAGUUUCACGAGCCAAGUACCAUAGACUUCCAAUCAUUGCAAUCAUUGCAAUCAUUGCGCUAGCAACUUCCUUCAAACUGCACGUAGAGACAUAAAAAUGGUUUCCGCAGGUUCAUCUCACUCUAGGGAAGUUUAAAACUGAAACACCUAAAACUUGUGUUAGAAAAACACUCUCAACACUAAUAAUUACAAAGAGUGAACAAAAUAAUUGUUUCAACAAAGUCAUGAUUUGGGCAUUUUCACAGCGGUUUAAACCCAUAACCUUGACAUUUGAUGAUUGUUUUGUGUUCGUGCUCUGGAUUAAGAAUUUGUGUCAUUUAGAUUGUAGCAAAAAAUUACAAGGUCACAAAAAUACCAUACUGGCAAUAGAAAUGGACAUUAUGAAUAGUUUUUUGAAUAAGAAAUAUUUGGUCAUCCUACAGGAAAGGAUGAGGAGAUUUUAGAAGAUGUGCUUUUAAUUUCUGUAAAUAAUGUAUGUAGCUAAUGUAUAUCCUGUGUUUUUGUUAUCAGAUGCUUUCGCAAUUGUAUGGAAGAAAAUUGGUUAAUUUAUUUUUACCCAAAGGUUUUUUAAGCUUCAUGAAAAUUGCAGACGUGAGUUGAUCCAACAUUGUCGUAUGACAGUAAUUCAUAUCAUUCAUCAUUACAGUUAGACUACCUUUGAGUGUUUUAUUAUGUACUGUAUAUCACAUACGAUUACAACAAAAACAGUAUGCUUCAUUAUGGGUACAUUGGAAAUCAGCUUUCAACUAAAUACAUGCAGUUCAUUGAUUCAAAAMAAUUAUAAAUACUGUUUUUGUAAAUGUGGUUUUGAAUGUGCCAAAACUGAAAGCAUUUUUAUGUACACAUCUAACCUGCCACUGCCAUGCCUUGAAUAAAUGCCUGCAUCCUC
Messenger RNA from Salvelinus sp. IW2-2015, 3050 nucleotides. RefSeq names its product splicing factor U2AF 65 kDa subunit. Gene Ontology annotation, cellular component: nucleus; nuclear speck; U2-type prespliceosome. The record is from RefSeq and is a predicted model, not a curated record. Gene Ontology annotation, biological process: mRNA processing. Gene Ontology annotation, molecular function: poly-pyrimidine tract binding; pre-mRNA 3'-splice site binding. NCBI's taxonomy places the organism in Eukaryota, Metazoa, Chordata, Actinopteri, Salmoniformes, Salmonidae.